Molecule: messenger RNA, 1017 nt
Organism: Aspergillus aculeatus ATCC 16872
Lineage: Eukaryota; Fungi; Ascomycota; Eurotiomycetes; Eurotiales; Aspergillaceae
Exons: 1
Coding region: 1-1017 (338 amino acids)
Source: RefSeq, a predicted model, not a curated record
AUGGAAGCAAACAGCAAGGACGCCGUCAGCGGACGCUGGAUCGAGACGCUCCGCGCGAUCUUCCCAGAGAGCGAGGGCUACACGCUCAACGUGACGAUCCACGAGCACCGGGGCUCUGAGAACCACGACGGCGACGACACCGAUGACAACAACUUCACAGUCUACGAGCGGCUGGCCGUCUAUUGCUCCGCGUACCAGGGCGAGAUCUUCAGCACAGUGCUAGAAUACAUGGAUCCUAGCAGCGUCGCGGAUUAUGCGAUUCGCGACCGCGCCAAAUUCUUGUUCAAAGAGUGGCCGGCAACCUUACUGCCUAUACCUAUGUAUGGAGGGGUCAUCGUCUUGAAUGAUGUGUUUGUGUAUGGGUUUCGGGCUUAUUGCAUGGAGCCAUGGUGUGACUUGGACCUAGUGUGCGACGACCCGCAGCACUUCAAGAAGGAAGAGUUUGCGCGGCUAUUUAGGCUGUCCCUGGACUUGGAGCUGGAGGUUGAGGGACUCCGUGUGGACAAUGCGCGUCAAUUCACGGCGUGGUUGGCGGGGUGGAAGGCCAGCCUGGUUGCGAAGGGCCCGGCCCGGAGUCUCUCGUUCCAGUCUCUGAUGCAGGUAUCUGGUCAGGCUCCAGAGGUAGGCGAGUCCAUUUGCCCUGCACUUGAGGGGAUGAGCUUAGGGGAAACACGAAUGGGCCCGCAUUGGCUGCACACUCCCGGAGGCGUUCUUCCAGAGGUCGAUGAAUUCAGGUUGCCGGGACUCAUGCAACGCCAUCUGGAGUGUUCCUUGCAAAGGCACUUGGUGCAGGAUAUCGAAGACGUAUGCCCCGGAGAGGAUAUCUCGCCUGGAUCUCUGUCACCCGGUUUCGAGGGCACUCGAGAGGACUUCCUAGUGGAGUGUCUCGGAGAUGCUCCGGAGCCAGCCCUGGACGGUCUUCCAGACUGCAUGGAACUGGAGCUGUUCAUCGAGGAGGCCACUCGGAACUCGUUGCUACAGUUGCUCGACGAGGAAGACCACGAGGAGUUUGACUAG